Molecule: messenger RNA, 924 nt
Organism: Rosa chinensis
Lineage: Eukaryota; Viridiplantae; Streptophyta; Magnoliopsida; Rosales; Rosaceae
Product: pentatricopeptide repeat-containing protein At1g12620-like
Exons: 1
Coding region: 1-924 (307 amino acids)
Molecular function (GO): protein binding
Source: RefSeq, a predicted model, not a curated record
AUGUGCUUCAGUGUCUUGGUUGAUAUAUUCUGUAAGGAAGGGAUGGUUGUGGAAGCCAAAAGUGUGGUUGACAUGAUGAUUCAAAGAGGAAUUGAACCUAAUGCGAUUACAUACAGUUCCCUUAUGGAUGGUUACUGUUUGCGAGGAGAAAUGGACGAGGCGAAACUAGUCUUUGAUAUGAUGAUUAGCAAGGGAUUCAUGGUUAAUGUUUGGAGUUGUAACAUAUUAAUUAAUGGAUAUUGCAAGGGUAAAAAGAUCGAUCAGGCUAACAAAAUUUUCAUGGGAAUGCGUCGUUUGGAACUUGUUCCUGAUAUCGUUACUUAUAACACUCUUAUUGAUGGUCUUUGCAAAGCGGGGAGAAUUCAAGAAGCAGAAGAGUUGUUCUCUGAGAUGCAAGGUUGUGGCCAACUUCCAAAUGGUCAAACUUACGCUGUGAUACUUGAUGGCCUGUGUAACAAUCAGCAACUUUCUACGGCAAUAGAAUUGCUUAAAGAGAUGGAAGCCAACAAAUUGGAGCUUGAUAUAGUAGUUUACAAUGUUGUCAUUGAAGGUUUGUGCAAAGCUGAAAAAAUUGAACCUGCAAGAGAUGUCUUCUCUUGCUUAUCAGCAAAAGGAGUUCAGCCUAAUGUGAGAACAUACACUAUAAUGAUUCAGGGCCUUUGUCAUCAUGGCUUAAUAAUUGAAGCAGAAAAGUUGCUGAGAGAAAUGGGAGGGAAAGGAUGUUCUCCAAAUGGUUGCACCUAUAACACCAUUAUCCAAGGUUUUAUCAAUAACAAGGAGACAUCAAGGGCUACGAGACUUAUUCAAGAAAUGCUUGAGAGGGGUUUCUCUGCAGAUGCAUCAACUAUGGAAAUGACUGUUGAUUUAUUGUCGAAGGAUACAGUAGAUCCUGGUUUAUUAGCAUUGCUUAAAGAUUCAGUCUGA